AUCGAGAAAAUAGGCAUUUGUGUCGACUCGCCCACCCCGUAUGCGCAUGCUCACUGUGCGGCGGAUGCUUGCUAGCUUGCAUAGUCACUAAAUCAACGGCGGUUGGAAAGAAGACUAACCAAGCUUUUGAAAGAUGUCUGAAGCUGACGUUGAUAACGAACUCUUGGAUUACGAAGAGGAUGAGGAGCCCCAAGGAGCCCUUGAGGCGUCAACCCCAGCCAACAAGAAGGCGGUGAAGGGGUCGUACGUGUCCAUCCACAGCUCCGGUUUCAGAGAUUUCCUCCUCAAACCAGAGCUUCUCCGUGCCAUAAUUGACUGUGGUUUUGAGCAUCCAUCAGAAGUCCAACAUGAGUGUAUCCCCCAAGCCAUCCUGGGCAUGGACAUCCUAUGUCAAGCCAAAUCUGGUAUGGGAAAGACGGCAGUUUUUGUACUGGCCACCCUCCAGCAGAUUGAACCCAUGGACGGACAAGUGUCGGUCCUAGUCAUGUGCCACACUCGAGAGUUGGCCUUCCAGAUCAGCAAAGAGUAUGAGCGCUUCUCCAAGUACAUGUCCAGCAUCAAGGUGUCCGUGUUCUUCGGCGGCUUGCCCAUUAAGAAGGACGAGGACGUCCUGAAGCAGAGCUGCCCUCACAUUGUCGUGGGCACACCCGGCCGCACCUUGGCUCUCAUCCGCAACAAGACCCUGAGCGUGAAAAACAUCAAGCACUUUGUGCUCGAUGAGUGCGACAAGAUGCUGGAGGAGCUCGACAUGAGACGUGACGUACAGGAAAUCUUCAGGCUGACCCCUCAUGAGAAGCAGGUCAUGAUGUUCAGUGCCACGCUAAGCAAGGAGAUCCGCCCUGUGUGCCGCAAGUUCAUGCAAGAUCCGAUGGAGGUGUUUGUGGAUGACGAGACCAAGCUGACCCUCCACGGCCUCCAGCAGUACUACUGCAAGCUGAAAGACAGCGAAAAGAACCGAAAGCUCUUUGACCUCCUCGACGUGCUGGAGUUCAACCAGGUGGUGAUAUUUGUGAAGUCCGUGCAUCGCUGUGUAGCUCUGUCCCAGCUGCUGGUGGAGCAAAACUUUCCGGCUAUUGCCAUCCACGGAGGAAUGCUACAGGAGCAAAGGUUAUCACGCUACCAGCAGUUUAAAGACUUCCAGCGGCGGAUCUUGGUGGCAACUAACCUGUUUGGCAGAGGCAUGGACAUCGAGAGGGUCAACAUCGUCUUCAACUACGACAUGCCUGAGGAUUCCGACUCGUACCUCCACAGAGUGGCCCGUGCCGGCAGGUUCGGCACCAAAGGGCUGUCCAUCAGUUUCGUGUCCGACGAGGCCGACGCCAAGACCCUCAACGAGGUCCAAGACCGCUUCGAGGUCAAUGUGCCAGAGCUGCCAGAGGAGAUUGAUAUCUCCACUUACAUUGAACAGUCCAGAUGAAUCCAGUUUCCAGUGAAGUUCUCAUGUGAGCCCUUGGUGUUCCUGUCAUUUUGUUAGGGCGGAGGAAAAAAAAGCAAUGUUUCACUGCCACUAUUGGCAAGUUAUUUUUGUUAAUUUUAUUUUGACAUGUUUUUGCUUGUUCUCGUGUGUUUCUUUUUAAACAAUGCUUGGUCAAAGAAAUAAACAUUUUAUACCUUA
Messenger RNA from Nerophis lumbriciformis (worm pipefish), 1615 nucleotides. RefSeq names its product ATP-dependent RNA helicase DDX39A-like. Gene Ontology annotation, molecular function: ATP binding; nucleic acid binding; RNA helicase activity. The record is from RefSeq and is a predicted model, not a curated record. NCBI's taxonomy places the organism in Eukaryota, Metazoa, Chordata, Actinopteri, Syngnathiformes, Syngnathidae.